CGUCAAUAAAUAUAUCAAUAUGAUAUAUAAAUCGGAGGGUGUUGAUAAGUUACCAACCAAGCUGCAAGCUUAUCUGGUUGGCAAAGCACCUGAUGAGAUGGAGACCGAUUUGGCUAGUCGAAGUCAAAGACUUCAGUCUCAAGUGGUCAAUGCGCUUUCCAAAUUUUUAUAUGAGACCACGGAGUUGAAGAAAUGGCCUUGGAGCAAGUGUGAUGAUACACUUGCCCAAGCUGGAUAUGAAUUAAAAUUAUUACCUGGUGCUCGAUCAGUGGAAGAGACCUUCAAGAUGCCAAGCAGCAACCUCAACUCGGCCAAACUUGUGGCUAUGAAAGCAGACCUCAAGGACAACUUGAUUCAAUUGGUACCGUUACAACGUACAGCUCAACGUACUACCUCUCUUGACCUAUCCCAAUCCGAUCUCAGCCGUAACCAAAUCCAACAGAAUCAAGAUACAAAUAGCAGCGACCUCCCAAGCAUUCAAUCAGAUACAUCAAAUCAAACUCAAAAUCAUCUUCAUGAUCAAAUUCAGAACAUAUUCAACCGUGUCAAUACUAAUAUUGUAGAGCCUCACGGCCAUAUUGUGGACCCCUUGCUUUUUGGAACCGUGUGAAUACCAAACUUAUUGUUAUAUUCUUAGUUAUCGUUGUUGAUUGGUUGUACAUUCCUUUAUAUUACACAAUCUUGUUAUGUUGUUGAUGUAAUCGGGAAUCGGUGUUAUUUGGAGAAAAGAUAUAGCUUGCUCUUUGAAUUAAAUGAUUAUACAGUUGAUCAUCAU
Molecule: messenger RNA, 775 nt
Organism: Melampsora larici-populina 98AG31
Lineage: Eukaryota; Fungi; Basidiomycota; Pucciniomycetes; Pucciniales; Melampsoraceae
Exons: 3
Coding region: 20-610 (196 amino acids)
Source: RefSeq, a predicted model, not a curated record